AUGUCUUUCGCCAGAGCUGCUUCCAUUCGCGCCACCCUCCGAGUUUCGGCGCGCCGGACCAUUCGGCCCCAUUUCCGUCCUCAGUUCGCCCAGAGGACCUAUGCCAGCCAACAUGGCGCGAAGCCUCAGAGUGAGCUCCCUCUCCCGUCCCCUAAGAGCCACGCCGCUCACGCUGGACACGCGGAAGAAAAGCACGAGGAGCCUGAGAAGACUGAGAAGCCUGAGAAGCCUGAGGAGAAGCCUGAGGAAGAGGAGAACAAGGACGGCAGCCCCGAGGAGAAGUCCGAAGAGAAGUCCGAGGACGAGCCUAAGGAAGAACCCGAGGAGAAGGAGGAGAAGCCCGACUCCGAAGAGAAGCCCCAGAAGGACUCGAAGGAGGACUCCAAGCCUGAGAAGGAGGAAAAGUCCGACAAGCCCAAGGAGGAGUCCAAGGACGACAAGAAGUCCGACGACGACUCCAAGAAGGAGAACAGCGAGUCCGACGACAACAAGGAUGACAAACCCAAGGACGAGAAGAAGGAAGAGUCCAAGGACGACGAGAAGAAGGGCAACUAA
Molecule: messenger RNA, 555 nt
Organism: Colletotrichum spaethianum
Lineage: Eukaryota; Fungi; Ascomycota; Sordariomycetes; Glomerellales; Glomerellaceae
Exons: 2
Coding region: 1-555 (184 amino acids)
Source: RefSeq, a predicted model, not a curated record